AUUCAUUACUCGGUGUUAUGAUUGGCAGGUUCACCUAUGAGAUCGCCCCGGUGUUUGUGUUGAUGGAACAGCUGACUCUGAAGAAAAUGAGAGAGAUGAUCGGUUGGCCAAACGGAGAGGGUGACGGCCUCUUUUCCCCAGGGGGUGCUAUCUCCAACAUGUACAGUGUGAUGAUCGCACGGUACAAGUAUUUCCCAGAGGUGAAGACCAAGGGCAUGUCUGCUGCUCCCCGCCUUGUCCUUUUCACAUCUGAGCAUAGCCACUACUCCAUAAAGAAGGCUGGAGCUGCGCUGGGCUUCGGCACUGAGAACGUGAUCCUGCUCAGCACGGAUGAGAGAGGGAGAGUCAUUCCUGCGGAUUUGGAAGCCAAAAUCCUCGACGCUAAACAGAAGGGUUAUGUGCCAUUGUUUGUGAAUGCAACAGCUGGUUCAACCGUGUAUGGAGCAUUUGACCCCAUCAAUGAGAUUGCUGACAUUUGUGAGAAGUAUAACUUGUGGCUCCAUGUUGAUGGUGCGUGGGGUGGUGGACUGCUGAUGUCUAGGAAGCAUCGCCAUAAGCUUAAUGGAGUUGAGAGGGCCAACUCUGUCACAUGGAACCCACACAAGAUGAUGGGUGUGCCUCUGCAGUGUUCAGCAAUCCUGGUCAGAGAAAAGGUA
This is a messenger RNA of Neolamprologus brichardi, 656 nucleotides long. Lineage: Eukaryota; Metazoa; Chordata; Actinopteri; Cichliformes; Cichlidae. The record is from RefSeq and is a predicted model, not a curated record.